AUGAAACCGUCAAUUCUCUCCGCCACCAAUCUGCAGAAGACAAGCAGCCCCUGCCUCGGGUCACAACGUCCAAGUGCUAUCAAUACGCCACGAGUGCUAACAACCAACGAUCAAGGGUCCUUCCGCUAUACCAAGGCUUUUGGCGAUGACACUGCGGACAUUGCGGACACUGAUGCCGUACAUUGGAUCGCCUCCCUCACGAAGUUUGUGACUACCAUUGCUGUGAUGCAGUGUGUGGAGAAAGGGCAACUAGACCUAGAUUCCGACAUAGGUAAAGUGCUACCGGAGUGGCAAGAUCCCCAGAUCUUAACGGGGUUCAAUGAGAAGGAUGAGCCCAUCUUUCGACCGGCCACCAAGGCCAUUACCCUUCGGCAAGUAGUCUUCAUACUGCGUCCUUAUGGCAUGGCAUAUGUGUUCAUGCACCCGCUUCUUACUCGUUACCAACAACUGCAGGGCGAACGGCCGUUGAUCCAGCAGACAGUUAAAGAGUCGUAUCACCCUUUCCUGCUGUUCGAACCUGGCAAGCGCUGGCUGUAUUCACCAAGCCUUGAUUGGGCCGGGGUCGCGGUCGAGCGGGUCACGUCCAUGAAGCUUGGGGAAUACAUGAAACGCCAUAUAUUCGACGUCGUUUCGGCCAACGACAUUACCUUUCAUCUCGACCAACGAGAGGACCUUCGCGCGCGGAAGGCCAAGAACUGGCAGAGAGUCGGUCAGAGCCUGGAAGAGGAAAAGAAUCCUGUAAUGCCCAACCCCGUUGCAGAAGGGCAAGGUGGUGGUGGUCUCUACGCGACAGUCAACGAGAUGCUCAAGAUCUACCACGGCGUUCUUACCGAGAAGCUGCUCCGACCGGAGACUAUCAAGAUCAUGUUCCAGCCUCAAUUGGAAAAUAACGUUGGCCUCGACAAACCGGACGAGUACCCAGUAUUUGUCCGAAAUGCAAUCUGGAAUGCUGUGCCAAGUGACGUGUCUGUCAGCUUUGGGCUUGGUGGUCUUGUUAAUAUCGCUGCUGUCCCUGAGCGACGUGGAGUGAAUUCACUCACCUGGUCCGGUAUACCUAAUUGUUACUGGGUAAGUCAAUCAGUGCUAAAUGAGAUGAAGGUUCUCGCUCACUCUUGGGUUAAUUUAGUGGAUCGAUAUUGA
This is a messenger RNA of Aspergillus oryzae RIB40, 1140 nucleotides long. RefSeq names its product serine hydrolase domain-containing protein. Lineage: Eukaryota; Fungi; Ascomycota; Eurotiomycetes; Eurotiales; Aspergillaceae. The transcript is spliced from 5 exons. Bases 1 to 1140 code for a protein of 379 amino acids. The record is from RefSeq and is a predicted model, not a curated record.